Molecule: messenger RNA, 3341 nt
Organism: Amphibalanus amphitrite
Lineage: Eukaryota; Metazoa; Arthropoda; Thecostraca; Balanomorpha; Balanidae
Product: sodium/calcium exchanger 2-like
Exons: 8
Coding region: 98-2821 (907 amino acids)
Biological process (GO): sodium ion transmembrane transport; calcium ion import across plasma membrane; cell communication
Cellular component (GO): axon; postsynapse; sarcolemma
Molecular function (GO): calcium:sodium antiporter activity
Source: RefSeq, a predicted model, not a curated record
CGCCGACGGGCGAGGUGGUGGGGCGUCCGACCGCCGCCAGAGCUCGGUGCCGAGGUGGUGGUGGAGCCGGUGAUGGAGCGGUAGCGCGACCGCCGCCAUGCCGCCGGCGCUGCUGUUGCUGCUGCUGCUGAUGGCGGCCGUGACGGCGCGGGCCGACAACACCACCCAGCGCUGCGUGCCGGGCCUCCUGCUGCCCGUCUGGGAGCCGCAGCACAGCCUCAGCACUGGAGAUGUGCUGGCGCGCGCGCUCGUCUACUUUCUCUCACUCAUCUACCUUUUUAUUGGCGUGUCGAUCGUGGCCGACCGCUUCAUGGCCUCCAUCGAGGUCAUCACCUCCAAGGAGAAAGAGGUCACCGUCAAGAAGGCCAACGGCGAGACGCAGAUUGUUGUUGUGCGAGUCUGGAACGAGACGGUGGCCAACCUGACGCUGAUGGCUCUGGGCUCGUCGGCCCCCGAGAUCCUCCUCUCCAUUAUUGAAAUAUACGCCAAGAACUUUGAUGCGGGCGCGCUGGGGCCGGGUACUAUUGUGGGCAGCGCCGCUUUCAACCUGUUUGUCAUCAUCGCCAUUUGUGUGUAUGUCAUCCCCGACGGGGAGGUGCGCAAGAUCAAACACCUGCGCGUGUUCUUCGUGACGGCUACGUGGUCCAUCUUCGCCUACGUGUGGCUGUACCUGAUCCUGGCGGUGAUCACGCCCGGAGUGGUGGACGUGUGGGAGGCCCUGCUGACGCUGCUCUUCUUCCCGGCUACCGUGACCACCGCCUACAUCGCCGACCGGCGCAUGCUCUUCUACAAGUACAUGAAGAAGGACUACCGUGUCAACAAGCGUGGCGUCAUCGUGGAGAGCGAAGGUUUGGAGCUGAGCAGGCCUAGCCACGGGCCGGCGGGCGGCGAGCUCAAACAGCUCGACGAGGAGCACGUGGACGAGGCGGUGCGCGAGUUCGAGGAGAACCGACGCGAGUACAUUCGGAUCCUGCGCAAGCUGCGUCAGCUGCACCCCAGCCUCGAGAUGGAGCAGCUCGAGCUGAUGGCACGCGAGGAGGUUCUCAACAGGGGGCCCAAGUCGCGCGCCUUCUACCGAAUCCAGGCCACGCGGAAACUCACCGGAGGCGGGAAUCUGAUGCGGCGCGCGCUGCAGGCGGAACGGCGUGCCAGCACUGUCGACCUCGAUGACGUCAAGAUGGACGACAGCCAGCACGCCAUCCACGUGUUCUUCGACCCGGGCCACUACACUGUGAUGGAGAGCGUCGGGGAGCUGGCGCUGACAGUGCGUCGCGAGGGCGGCGACCCGAACCAGUGCGUGCUGGUCGACUACCGCACAGAGGACGGCUCGGCCAGCGCGGGCAGUGACUACGUGGCCGUCGCCGGCACCCUCUUCUUCGGGCCCGGAGAGAGUGUUAAGACGAUCGGUGUAUCGGUCAUAGACGACGAUCUGUUCGAGGAGGACGAGCACUUUUACGUAAAGCUGAGCGGCCUGCGUCUGGCCAGUCGAGACGGCGCGCCGGUGGGCCAGACGAACGGCAGCGCCGUGCGCCGGCACUCGGUGCCCGAGCUGAGGCUGGUGGCGCCGUUCGUGGCCACGGUGAUGAUUCUGGACGAUGACCACGGCGGCGUGUUCUCCGUGGCCGAGAAGGACGUGGAGAUCGUAGAGUCCGUGGGCACCUACUCACUGCGCGUCUGCCGGUGGUCGGGCGCGCGCGGCCGCGUGGCUGUGCCCUAUGUCACCCUCGAGGGCACCGCCAAGCCCGGAAAGGACUACGAACACUGCCAGGGGGAGGUGGUCUUCGAGAACAACGAAACCGAGCAGUACAUCAACAUACCCAUUAUCGAGGAGGACAGCUACGAAAAGGACGUGCUCUUCUAUGUGGAGCUCGGGGAGCCUCGCUUCCUCUCAGCGGACGCAGGCGCCGUGCUGGAUCUGCAGCGCCGGCCGGCGGCGGAGCUGACCGACCAGCAGCGUGUGGCGCUGCUCGGCCGGCCGCGGCUCGGAGACGCCGUGCGCGCACAAAUCAGGGUCAAGGAGAGCAAGGAGUUUAAGAACACCGUCGACAAGCUGGUGCAGCGGGCCAACGCGUCGUUCCUGGUCAGCACGUCCUCUUGGAAGGAACAGUUCAUCGAGGCGGUGACAGUUUCGGCAGGGGACGACGACGGCGACGACGAGGCCAAGGAGGCGGGCGCGGCCGGCGCGCGGAUGCCCGGCUGCGCCGACUACGUGCUUCACUUCAUCACCGUGUUCUGGAAGGUGCUGUUUGCGUUCGUGCCGCCGACUGAGAUGCGCAGCGGCUACCCGUGCUUCUUUGUCUCGAUCGUGUUGAUCGGCCUGCUGACGGCCGUCAUCGGUGACCUGGCCUCCCACUUUGGCUGCACCAUCCACCUGCGGGACGGCGUCACGGCCAUCUCGAUCGUGGCGCUGGGCACCAGCGUGCCAGACACCUUCGCCAGUAAGGUGGCCGCCGUCCAGGACAGGUACGCUGACGCCUCCGUCGGCAACGUCACCGGCUCCAACGGCGUCAAUGUCUUCCUGGGCAUCGGCGUGGCCUGGACGCUGGCGGCCGUGGUGCACUGGUGGCGCGACUCCGCCUUCGAGGUCGACCCCGGAAACCUGGCCUUCUCCGUGACGCUGUACUGCUGCGAGGCGGCGCUCGCCAUCGGCCUGAUGCUGCUGCGGCGGCACCCUCGCGUCGGCGGCGAGCUGGGCGGUCCGCGCGCCAUCAAGGCGGCCUCGUCUCUGUUCCUGCUGCUGCUCUGGCUGGUGUACGUGGUGAUGUCGGCGCUGGAGGCGUACGACUGCCUGCCGCUGGCGGGCGCCGCCGGCGGCAGCUGAGAGACGCCGGCCAGCUGAGACUCGCCGGCGCGGCGGGGCCGCCACUAGUCAGCCGCCGGGCGGCGCGCCGGGCCGCGGCCGUGGCACGGCGCCGGGCCCGGGCCGCCAGUCGGCGCCGCGUCCGUAGUGUCUACAGGCCGAGUUGAGUAGGUAGCCCGAUACCGGGCCGUCCACGCGCCGCGGAUGGGCCCGCCCAGUGGCCGGCUCCUGUGGUCAGCGCUGUUGCCGCCGCUCGGCUGCGCGCUGCUGUCGGCGUGCGUCUGUCUGUGUGAGUGUGUGGGACUGGUGGUGGCGCCGGGCCGGCCGCCGACCAGGCCGAGGCCGCAGUCAGACAGCUAGUUGUCACCAGUAGACGUCGGCCGAGGCCGCAGUCAGACAGCUAGUUGUCACCAGUAGACGUCGGCCACGCGGGCGGACGGCACCUUCGUUCUUGGAUUUGUUGUUGACAGAUGUUGGUGCCAGAGCUCAGUGCUGGCGUCGUGAUAUAUCAUUUGAAUAAAAUGCAGGUGCCAAUCCAAUG